Molecule: messenger RNA, 1452 nt
Organism: Ipomoea triloba (trilobed morning glory)
Lineage: Eukaryota; Viridiplantae; Streptophyta; Magnoliopsida; Solanales; Convolvulaceae
Product: protein JINGUBANG-like
Exons: 1
Coding region: 1-1452 (483 amino acids)
Molecular function (GO): protein binding
Source: RefSeq, a predicted model, not a curated record
AUGAUGAAGAAUUCGAGAAGCAAGAAGAAGAUGUUGGAAUGCAACAGCACCAAUUGCCGGAGAAAUAGAGGGGUGUUUUUACAGCCCGAUCCCGACGAAGAUCUUUCUUUCCGGUUCAGUACCGCGUCGGAGUCCGCUAAAGACAGGGGCCGGCCAUCUCCGAUGACCAUGGGAUACUACGACGACGUCGUUUCCUGGGCCGACUCGCCGUUCGCCGGAAGUUCUUUCGAGAACCCGACGUCUCCCGUGUCCAGGUCUCCCUGGCACGCUCAUAGCUCUGCGCCGCCGCCCGCCGCCGCCGACGACGACUGCUACUCCUCCACCGGCCCAAUGGGCUCCCUGGUCCGCGAAGAAGGGCAUAUUUACUCCCUCGCCGCCUCCGGCGAUUUGCUUUAUACCGGCUCGGAUAGCAAGAACAUAAGGGUAUGGAAAAACCAGAAGGAAUUCACGUUCUUCAAAUCCAACAGCGGGUUAGUGAAAGCGAUUAUAAUCGCCGGGGAGAGAAUUUUCACCGGUCAUCAAGACGGGAAAAUCCGAGUCUGGAAAGUCUCCAAUAAGAACCCUAGCGUUCAUAAACGAAUUGGGACUUUACCGACCUUCAAAGCGUGUAUCAAGAAAUCGAUUAAACCUAGCAAUUAUGUGGAGACGAGGAAGAACCAUAACGCCGUUUGGAUCAAACAUUUCGACGCCAUUUCAUCCCUCAUUCUCAGCGAGGAUUCAACGCUCUUGUACUCAUCUUCCUGGGACAAAACCAUUAAAGUAUGGAGAAUAGAGGAUUCCAAGUGCUUAGAAUCGAUCAGCGCUCACGAUGACGCCGUGAAUUCCGUGGUAUUGGGGUUCGACGGGCUAGUAUUUUCCGGGUCGGCCGACGGGUCGGUGAAGGUGUGGCGGCGGGAGUUUAAAGGGAAACGGACAAAACAUUUACUCGUACGAACGUUGUUAAAACAAGAAUGCGCGAUUACGUCUUUGGUUAUUGAUCCUUUGGAUACCCAUAUUUACUGCGGCUCCUCCGACGGGCUGGUGAAUUUCUGGGACCGGAACAUGGACGUGUUGCCGUCGGGGGUAUUGCGCGGCCACAAACUGGCGGUUCUUUGCCUCGCGGCGGCCGGGAAUUUGGUGUUCAGCGGCUCCGCCGACACCAACAUCUGCGUGUGGAGGAGGGACGGCAACGAUCACCUCUGCUUGUCGGUGCUCAACGGCCACGGCGGCCCCGUUAAAUGCCUCGCCGUGGAAGAGGACGGCGCCGGCGCCAACAAAUACUGGAUACUCUACAGCGGCAGCCUUGAUAAGUCGGUGAAGAUAUGGAAGGUGUUGUCGGAAUUGCCCCCCAUGCAAUUCCCACAACAUGCGGCGGCGGUGGCGGCGGGGGCGGAAGCGGGCGGUUUCGCCCCGCCGCAACCCGCGUUGUCGGCCCAAGCUAGCAGAAUACUCCGAAGCAGGCGUGAAUGGUAA